Messenger RNA from Brassica oleracea var. oleracea, 735 nucleotides. Its product is annotated as transcription factor bHLH93. The transcript is spliced from 4 exons. Gene Ontology annotation, biological process: regulation of DNA-templated transcription. The record is from RefSeq and is a predicted model, not a curated record. Gene Ontology annotation, cellular component: nucleus. Bases 149 to 622 code for a protein of 157 amino acids. Gene Ontology annotation, molecular function: sequence-specific DNA binding; DNA-binding transcription factor activity. Lineage: Eukaryota; Viridiplantae; Streptophyta; Magnoliopsida; Brassicales; Brassicaceae.
AGAUCAUCAGACUAUAAAGCAGACAUGUGAGAGGCGAGAGGAUUCUAUAAACACUUAAGAAAAUCAGAUCUCUAAUUCCUCUACAUAUCUUACUCUCUCUAUAUAUAGAAAAGAAGCCGAAGAGGGGAAGAAGCAAGCAUUGAAGAAUAUGGUUUCGAAGGAAUACAAGAGAGAUUCCUCUCUGCGUGAGAAGUUUCAAUUGCUUCGCUCAAUCACUAACUCACAUGCUGAGGGCGAAACAUCGAUCAUAGAGGAUGCAUCAAAAUAUAUCAAAAAGCUUAAGCACAAAGUAGACAAAAUCAACAAUGAGACCACGUCUGAGGAAUAUUUCUGUGAUCCUACCGAUCCUAUGGUUACAGUGGAAACCCUAGAGAAGGGAUUCAUGAUAAAGGUAAUGUCAAGUAAGAAUGAGCCAGGCAUGUUGGUUUGUGUUCUUGAAGUCUUUGAAGAUCUUGGUCUUGAGGUUGUUGAAGCUAGGGUUUCAUGUACGGACUCAUUUAGCUUGCAUGCCAUUGGAAUAUCAAAUAAUGAUGAUUGUGAAAGCAUGGAUGGUGAAGCAGUGAAACAGGCAGUUGCAGUAGCAGUCAGUACCUGGAGUGAUAGCCAGGAUCCAAAAGGGUAAACAUGGAUCAAGUAUUCAUGAUUCUCUCUCUCUAUAUAUAUAUUUAUAAAUUUGUUUGACCUAAAAAGGUUCUUUAGUUAGACAUAUGAUCAAGGAAAAGUCAAUUAUAUGUC